Messenger RNA from Papaver somniferum (opium poppy), 2271 nucleotides. RefSeq names its product wall-associated receptor kinase 2-like. Gene Ontology annotation, biological process: protein phosphorylation; cell surface receptor signaling pathway. The record is from RefSeq and is a predicted model, not a curated record. Gene Ontology annotation, cellular component: plasma membrane. Gene Ontology annotation, molecular function: ATP binding; polysaccharide binding; protein serine/threonine kinase activity. The transcript is spliced from 2 exons. NCBI's taxonomy places the organism in Eukaryota, Viridiplantae, Streptophyta, Magnoliopsida, Ranunculales, Papaveraceae. The coding region runs from base 1 to 2169 and encodes 722 amino acids.
AUGUCAACAUCCGCGGCUGCAUCAUUUUUCCAGUCAAAACCUGGUUGCGAGACCCAUUGCGGUAAUGUUACCAUUCCUUAUCCGUUUGGUAUAGCUGGCGGCGAAGGGUGUUCUGCAGAUGGAAAUGGGUAUGGAUACAGUAUAAGGUGUGAUACGUCUUUUUAUCCUGCCAAGCCCUUCAUUGGCGAUGGAAAGUUUGAAGUUAUAAGUAUAUCAGAGACAGAAAUACGAGUGAAAAAUAGCCGGGUGGCGGCGGCAUGUUACACCAAGAAGGGUGUGCAGAUCGAUCUUGAUCCUUUUUCCCAGGACCCAACGGAUCGGUUCUCUUUUUUCAUAGAUAAGACAUCAUUUACGUUCUCAAAUACCAAAAACAGGUUAUUUGCUAUCGGUUGCGAUACUUUAACUUCAUUCUUUGCCGUGUCCGGCAAUGGUACUUUACACGACCCAGGCGUCUGUCUGUCAUUAUGUAACAGUAGAGAUGAAGUAAUAGAAGGCUCUUGCGCUGAAGAAAAGGGUUGUUGCCAGUUAGAAUUUCCGAAGGGUAUAAAUUCUUUAUAUGCGUCUGUUUCCAGCCUUGACAAUCAUACAAAAGUCUGGUCCUUUGAUCCUUGUAGUUAUGCUUUCAUUGCUGAGAAAGAUCAGUAUUCUUUUCGUGCAUCUGAUCUUCUUCCCACUACCAAUUUCAUUGGAGAAAAAAGAAACAUACCUUUUGUUCUUGAUUGGGUGAUUGGGAAUAAGACGUGUGAAGAAGCAAAGGACACUCUAUUGUGCCAAAAAAACAGUGUCUGUGUUGAAACUACUGAUGUUCCUGGAUAUCGUUGCACUUGUGUUGAAGGUUACGAAGGGAAUCCUUAUCUCAGUCCAGGAUGCCAAGCCAAACAGCUCACUACUCCAGGACCUCAAGCAGACACGAACCGUUGUGGACGUGAUUGCUUUGCCAAGAAACAAGAAUUUCCAAUCCUAAAAGCCACUCUUGGUAUUGGCUUAGGAAUUUUGUUGCUGAUAGUUGGCAUUAGUUGCCUAUAUUUGAGCUUGAGGAAAAGAAAACAAACCAAACUCAAACAGAAGUUCUAUGAGCAAAAUGGGGGACUGCUCUUAAAUAAAAAUGCAACGGCAAGUGGUGGUGAUGGUGCUGGUGCUGAAUUAUUGACCAAGAUAUAUACAGCUAAAGAGCUCGAAUUAGCAACCAACAACUUUCAUAAGAAUAGAAUACUUGGAGAAGGAGGUUACGGUGUAGUGUACAAAGGAAUUUUACCAGACAAUCGAGAAGUCGCUAUUAAGAAGUCCAAAGCAGUUGACGAGAGUCAGAUUGAGCAAUUCAUAAAUGAGGUUGUUAUUCUAACACGGGUAAAUCAUCGAAAUGUGGUAAAGCUCUUAGGAUUCUGUCUAGAGUCUAAAGUCCCAUUACUCGUUUACGAGUAUGUCCCUAAUGGGACACUUUUCCAACAUAUCCACUGCAAGGGGGAGAUAUCCCCUAUUUUAUCCUGGGAAAGUCGUCUGAGGAUCGCUACAGAAACUGCGAACGCAAUUGCAUAUUUACACUAUGCGGUUUCUACAUCAGUCAUUCAUAGAGAUAUAAAGUCUUCUAACAUACUACUAGAUGAAAAUUUCACCGCAAAAGUAUCAGAUUUUGGAGCAUCGAGGUUGAUCCCUUUGGAUAAAACUAGAAUAAUGACAAUAGUUCAAGGGACAUUUGGAUAUCUGGAUCCAGAAUAUUUUCAUACCAGUCAAUUAACAGAAAAGAGUGAUGUUUACAGUUUCGGCGUUGUACUUAUCGAACUCUUGACUGGAGAACAACCCGUCUCUCUUAAAAGAUCCGAGGAACAGAGAAAUCUGGCCACAUUCUUCAUUAUCCAAAUGGAAGAGGAAGAGAAUAUUCUUCAAAUUCUGGAUGCUCAAUUAGUACAUGAGGGUAACUUGGAGAAAAUGCUUGCAGUUGCAGAGCUUGCAAAGAGAUGUCUUUUCUUGAAGAGUGUAGAACGACCUACCAUGAAGCAAGUGGUUGCAGAACUGGAAUAUUUGAGAAACUUACCAAGCCAAGAAGAGAAAUUGUGGUCAAUCCCUUCUACACCGAUAGACCUUUAUAUGCCGGAGAGCUCUGACACCAUCUCUGAUUUUGGACAACAUAGUUUUGCAACCGAUAAUGUAAUAUCCAUUAACACUCCAUAAAGAAUGCAAGUGAAGACAACAAGUUGUUUGCGCAAGCGUAAUUAAAUUUUUUGUAAAUGCAUAAUGGGAGCUCGAUCUCUACUUUGGUUGUUUGUGCCUUUU